Molecule: messenger RNA, 2520 nt
Organism: Aspergillus heteromorphus CBS 117.55
Lineage: Eukaryota; Fungi; Ascomycota; Eurotiomycetes; Eurotiales; Aspergillaceae
Product: mitochondrial intermediate peptidase
Exons: 1
Coding region: 127-2520 (797 amino acids)
Biological process (GO): peptide metabolic process
Cellular component (GO): mitochondrion
Molecular function (GO): metalloendopeptidase activity
Source: RefSeq, a predicted model, not a curated record
CCCCUUCUUGCUCCCUUUCUCCCCUUCUCCCCUCUACACCCUCUACACCCUCUCAACUAUCAUCUCCCUCCAGCAAUGAUCAACAUCUCACCUGACUCUCUCACCUGAACACUCCCCCCCCAAAUCAUGGGACUCCGACUCACCCCCAUCCUCCGGCCUCGGCCAUGGACCUGCCGAACAUGCCUGCUGCAGGCCCGUCGCUCCCUCGAAACCGCCGCCUCCGCCCAGCGCAUCGCUGCUGAAUACCUUCCCCACUCCUCCUCCUCCUCCUCCAAGAAAUCCGACGACGAGACCCUCCGCCGCGUCUUCGACUCGCAGCCCUUCUGGCGCGAGUUCUCCCACCGCAGCGCCGCCCAGCUCAAGCCCACCGGCCUCGUCCAGAACCAAUACCUCACCAGCCCCGAUGGCUUCCGCGUCUUCGCCACCACCACCCUGCAGCGCUGCCAGGCCAUCGUCGCCAAGGUGCUGGCCGCCUCCAGCCUCGACGACUACCGCUCCAUGGCCCGCGACCUCGACCGGCUCAGCGACCUCCUCUGCCGCGUCAUCGACCUGUCCGACUUCAUUCGCGUCAUCCACCCCGACCCCCGCGUCCAGGACGCCGCCACCCAGGCCUACGCCCUCAUGUUCGAGUACAUGAACGUCCUCAACACCACCACCGGCCUCAAUGACCAGCUCAAGAAGGCCGCCGCCAACCCGGAGGUCACCACGCACUGGUCUGACGAGGAGAAGAUCGUCGCCAAGAUCCUCAUCAAGGACUUCUCCAACUCCGCCAUCCACAUGCCCCCCCUCGACCGCCAGCGCUUCGUCAACCUGUCCAACGACAUCAGCCAGCUGGGCUCCAACUUCGUCAACGGCGCCGAGCCCGCCAAGUCGCACGUCUCCGUCAGCGCCAACAGCCUGCGCGGGCUGGACCCCAUGCUGGUGCAACAGAUCAAGCGCUGGAACCGCACCGCCGCCGUUCCCACCGCCGGCCUCAUCCCCCGCCUGGCCCUGCGCUCCGUCCACGACGAGUCGGCGCGCCGCCAGGUCUACCUCGCCACGCGCACCGCCCACCCGCGCCAGAUCACCCGCCUGGAGGAGCUGCUGGCCAAGCGCGCCGAGCUCGCUCAGCUCUCGGGCCACGCCAGCUUCGCGCACAUGACGCUGAGCGACAAGAUGGCCAAGAGCCCCGAGGCGGUGGGCAACUUCCUGGCCUCGCUGGCCGGCAGCAACCGCACAUUCGUGCAGGAGGAGCUGGCGCAGCUGCAGCCGCUCAAGGGCGCGGCCGGCCGCCUGCAGCCGUGGGACCACGCCUACUACACGCACCAGCGGGUGAUGCAGCACGCGCAGGCGCGGCGGUCGCGCGAGCUGAGCGCGGUGCCCGAGUUCUUCUCGCUGGGCACGGUGAUGCAGGGGCUGUCGCGGCUGUUCGACCGGCUGUUCGGCGUGCGGCUGGUGCCGCAGGAGACGGCGGCGGGCGAGACGUGGAACGCAGACGUGCGGCGGUUGGACGUGGUGGACGAGGCGGACCGGCACAUUGCCGUCAUCUACUGCGACCUGUUCUCGCGCCCCAACAAGCACCCCAACCCGGCGCACUUCACGCUGCGGUGCGCGCGCGAGAUCUCGGCCGAGGAGGUGGCCGAGUGCGCCAGCACGCUGGAUGCGUCGGCGCACCCCAACGACGGCAUGGCCACGGCGGUCGACCGCGCGGCGCAGACCCUGCGCCAGCUGCCGACCAUCGCGCUGGUGUGCGACUUCCCGGAGCCACCGGCGACGGGCUCCGGCCGCCCCUCCCUCCUCAGCGAACAUAGCGUACGCACGCUCUUCCACGAGAUGGGCCACGCGGUGCACUCGAUCCUCGGACAGACGCGGCUGCAGUCGAUCUCGGGGACGCGGUGCGCGACGGACUUCGCGGAGCUGCCGUCGGUCCUGAUGGAGCGGUUCGCGACGGCGCCGGAGGUGCUGGCGCUGUACGCGCGGCACUGGCAGACGGACGCGCCGCUGUCGGAGAGCAUGAUGCGCGGGAUGGAGCAGGACCGCACGGCGCACGGGUCGAUCUACGGGGCGAUGGAGAACGAGUCGCAGAUCCUGAUGGCGCUGGUCGACCAGGCGUACCACACGCUGCCGGCGCACGCGGCGGCGGUCGACAGCACGGCGCUGUACCAUCAGGUGGCGUCGACGCACGCCACGCUGCCGGACCCGGCCGACAGCAACCCGCGCACGUCGUGGCAGGGGUUCUUCGGGCACCUGUACGGCUACGGGGCGACGUACUACAGCUACAUCUUCGACCGGGCGAUCGCGAACAAGCUGUGGGAGGACGUGUUCGCCAACGGGCAGGCGGCGGUGGACCGGCGGGCGGGCGAGCGGUACAAGAACGAGGUGCUGCGCUGGGGCGGCGGGCGCAACGGCUGGCUGUGCGUGGCGGGCGUGCUGGGCAGUGGGAAUGCGGCCAACGCGGACGGGCGGCUGGUGGAGGGGGGGGAUGAGGCGAUGAGGGAGGUGGGACGCUGGGGAUUGGGGCGGGAUGGUGUGUCGGGAUGA